AUGGGGCGGCCGGUGCCGCGGCUCCGGCGAGCAGGGGAGGCCGGAUCGGGUGACGAGGUCGCCGGAUCUGGGCGGCGCUGGCCCAGAUCAGGACGGAGGAGAGGCAGGGGCGGUGGUGAGGCGGCGGGCAUCCAUGGCGGCGGCGGCAAGGCGAUGACGGCGAGGCGACGCGCGGGGCUGCGUGCUCCGGUAAGCCCGAUGGGCUCCGGCGGCGGGGCACCCGAGGCGCGAGCGGGGCAAGCGCUGCGGGCGCGAGGCGUGGAGAGGGAGGCGUGUGCGGCGGAGACGGCGGCGCAGGACGGCGCGCUCCGGUCACCGGAGUUGGUCGCCGGCGACGGCGCGAAGGCGGCGGGCGGCGGAGCAAGGGCGGUGGACUCGGGCAGAGCGGGCGGCGGCGAACGGGCUCCGCGGCGGCAAUAUGCGGGCUCGCGCGGGCCGAAUUUGGGCCCCGCGGACCGCACGGUGGUGGGAGGCGGUGGCGAUAGAUGGCGGCCUGCGAUGGGACGAGGCGUCGGUGGCGGACAUGUCCGGGCGGUGGGAGGUUAUGUCCGGCGGCGCGAGGUGGAAGGAGGCUAG
Messenger RNA from Aegilops tauschii subsp. strangulata, 576 nucleotides. The record is from RefSeq and is a predicted model, not a curated record. Lineage: Eukaryota; Viridiplantae; Streptophyta; Magnoliopsida; Poales; Poaceae.